CUCUGCGGCUGCGUCAGGAGGAGGUAGUUUCAGGAGAGCUCGUCAGGUUGCGAAAGGGUUAGGUUAAACAACGCUUUUAACAUUGUACUUUUUCGUCAGAAAUAUUGCUUUCAGUCUGAUAUACAGCCAUGAAUCCCGAUAUUAUGAAGGAGCGGCAAACCGCCACUUUUGACGUUGAGAAACUGACCUACAUUUUGGACGGGGGCCCAGAAAAGACCAAGAGAAGACGAGAAAUUGAGUCACUGGUUCUCAGCGACCCAGACUUUAAGGAGGAGGACCCGAACUUCCUGUCCCGCAGUGAGCGCUAUGACCAGGCUGUUCGAAAAAGUGCCCAAAUGAUUCUGAAGCUCAGAGAGUAUGGCAUUGCAGACCCAGAGGAGAUCUACUGCUAUAAGAGUAUGGCUAAAGGAAACCUCCAUGAGGCUAUGGGGCUACACUUUGCGAUGUUCACCCCGACCUUGUACAGCCAGUGUGACCAUCAGCAGGCCAGGAAAUGGUUACCUCUGGCAGACUCCUUCCAGAUCGUUGGCACAUAUGCCCAAACUGAGCUGGGUCACGGCACACACCUCAGAGGGCUGGAGACCACCGCCACAUAUGAUCCAGCCACGCAGGAGUUUGUCUUGAACAGUCCCACAGUCAGCUCCAUCAAAUGGUGGCCUGGAGGACUUGGAAAGACCUCAAACCAUGCCAUAGUCCUAGCCCAGCUUUAUACUCUGGGAAAGUGCCACGGACUGCAUGCUUUCAUCGUGCCCAUACGUGACAUGAGCACACAUAAACCCCUUCCAGGUAUUGUGGUUGGAGAUAUUGGCCCCAAGUUUGGUUUUAAUGAAGUUGACAAUGGCUUCCUGAAACUUGAGAACGUCCGAAUCCCACGGGAGAACAUGCUGAUGAAAUACGCUAAGGUGGAGCCAGAUGGAACUUAUGUGAAGCCACCAAGUUCCAAACUGACCUACGGCACCAUGGUGUUCAUCCGCUCCAUGAUUGUUGGCGAGUCAGCUCGGGCCCUCUCCAAGUCCUGCACUAUCGCCAUCCGUUACAGUGCUGUUCGCCACCAGUCUGAAAUCCGGCCAGGAGAGCCAGAGCCCCAGAUCCUUGACUACCAGACGCAGCAGUACAAGCUGUUCCCUCUGCUGGCUAUGGCCUAUGCUUUCACUUUUGUCGGCCAGUAUAUGAAGGAGACCUACCACCGCAUCACUGGGGACAUCAACCAGGGGGACUUCAGUGAGCUGCCUGAGCUCCAUGCUCUUUCUGCGGGUCUGAAGGCCUUCACCACGUGGGCAACCAACACUGCUAUUGAGGUGUGCCGCAUGUCUUGUGGCGGCCACGGCUACUCUCGCAGCAGCGCCUUGCCUGACAUUUACGUUGAAUUCACACCCACCUGCACAUACGAGGGAGAGAACACAGUCAUGAUGCUGCAGACCGCGAGAUACCUGGUGAAGAGCUACCGGCAGGCUAAGAACGGACAGCAGCUGAGCGGCAUUGUGUCGUACCUGAAUGAAGCAGAGCAUCGGAGGGUGCAGCCCCAACCCGUCGCUGCCAGACCAACUGUAGUCGACAUCAAUGACCUGGCUAGCCUGGUGGAGGUCUACAAACUACGAGCUGCCAUCCUUGUAGAGCUGGCUGCUAAGAGCAUCCAGCAGGAGCUGCAGCGCAGAAAGAGCCAGGAGGACGCCUGGAACAACAGUGCCAUCGACCUGGUCAGAGCCUCAGAUGCCCACUGUCACUAUGUUGUGGUGAAGCUCUUUACUGACAAGCUGGGGCAGGUUGGUGACACAGCUAUACACUCAGUGCUGUCAACCCUGGCUCUGCUCUACGCCCUGCACGGCAUCACACUAAACUCUGGAGACUUCCUACAGGCUGACUUGCUGAGUGUGCCCCAGGUGCUGCAGAUUUCUGUUCGUAUCAAAGAGCUGCUGUCUCAGCUCAGGCCCAACGCUGUGGCGCUGGUAGAUGCUUUUGACAUUCAUGACAAGAAGAUGAAUUCAGUCCUGGGACGAUAUGAUGGAAACGUCUACGAGCACAUGUUUGAAUGGGCUCGCCGCUCACCCUUGAACUCCACAGAGGUCCACGAAUCCUUCGACAAGUACCUGAAGCCCCUGCGGUCCAAACUGUGAGCUGACCCUUGCACCUUAAUUCUUGGCUCUGACCCUUCAACUCUGCGUAUAUAGGCACAAUCAUAACAGCACUAACCCAUCAUAUCAACCCCAUGAUCGCCAUCAGCCGGUGUUUACCAGUCUGAAGGAAUCUUGCCUUUCCUUCUCUUUUUCUUUGUGGUGAAUCAGCCUCUCUGAAGGCCAUUGUAUACUGAAAGGUCUUGGAGCAAUGUAGACAGCAAGCUUGUCCUGGGGGAAAUAACAGUGGAUUACAAAAAACGGUGUAAAAUCAAGGGUGGAUAACCACAAACAAUCCUGAAGAUUUUUGGAAGCUGAAGUGGAAUGAAAACAAAACCAUGAAUUAAAGUUAUAUAUAAAAACCUCUGUUGAAGUCAAUAUUUUGCGCCCAAAAAGCUAGCUUUAAUUCCUUCACACUUUUAUGUUUCCAUGUUAUCUGUAGAGAAAUUCACUUCGUAAAGUUUGAGUAUUUCAUGUCGCCUCAUCUUUUCUUCACAUUCUGCUGCACGCCUGAUGGCUCCUCUGUGUGAGCCACUCAAGAUGGAUUUGCCAUCUCUCUUUUUUUUUUUUUCCUAACAAGACCAGAAUGAUAUUAUGAAUGUUACAUAAUGUUAGAGUGAACAAACCAACAGCUAAAUCAGCUUUGGUUAUUUCCCCCGUCUACAAGGACCAGUGUGCUAUUAAAAAGGCAUUGUGCUGUUUGUCAUACUCACUGUUAAAGAGGCAUUCAUUUGUCCGUGACUUUUAUCAAUGGCUGUAGGCAUCAGUGAGAAAUUUUAGAAUGUUGAGUUUUUCUUCUUCACAAGUCUGUGGCAACCGCCUGAUUUAUUAUGGUGUAAUACGACUGACUUACACGACACCUGUGCUGUAGUUUGCACUGGAUAAACAGCCUAGCAGGUUAGAGCAGAGGCCUAGGAGAAACUGUGAUUAUACCAUUUUGACUUCAAAACUGCUUUUAAGAAUAUUGGCUACAGUCAGUCUCAGUGGUCUCCCAGGUUUUUACAAGAUGGAAAACACCUAAGUUAUCCCAGUUGUUGUAUUUCAAUUGCAAAGUUAAAAUAAUCUGCCUUUAUUCUCAGUGCCACCAUCUGUCACGUCUUGCUGUAUAUUGAAUAAUGGUGUCAUACUUGACUUGUCUCAGAUACUGGUGUGUAUAUGCUGGUUAUAUGCUGAACUGUGCUUCAGUAAUAGAAGCUCAGCUUAAUGGAGUGCUGAGAAGCCGAUCAAGAGACUCUGUAUGUGAUUCGGGGGCUUUCCAAUACGUAAGGGAGAAUAAAUUCAGCACUUUUGGGCGUUGUGUUCUAAAUUCCUCAAUUUCUGUCCAUGUGCAUGUGUCCACAUGCUUUUUGAAUGUUUGUGUGACAGAAUUCUUUUGGCAGAUAAUCGUGCACUGUGAAGGAUGUGUGUGUGUAAAAAGCACCUGUGAAGACAGAUAGGAUGAAUUUUUGACAUUUAUAGAGUGUUUAAUGAGGCACUUUAUAUGUGUGUUAGUAUUCUCCCCUCCCUGCUAUGUGGGGUUGGUACAAAGAAGGGUCACACCCCAGCCAACAUCUGGAUAAAUUCUUUUUUUUUUUUAAAUUUUAGUUUUCAAUCAACUACAAACUUUCAGUGAAUCUGUAGUUAAUAGGCUUUAAUGUUUAAAUCCUACUGGCUGAAUUAUUCAUGGUCAAAAACGAUUGAAAUAUGAGUAAACUGGAUAACUUAAUGCUUCUUUAUUUUUGUUAUUACAGUUUCGUAAUUGGUAGAUUUGUGCUUUUUAGAUUUGUGGUUUAUGUCAACCUGCAGUAGUUUGUUUUUCUCUGAGCAGUCAAAUCUAAAAGGUAGAUACUGAGGCUGGUGAAUAAAAGUAGCUAAAGAACUACACAAAUAAACUUUUAUGAGAUUGACUGUAAAGACUGAUGAAAAGGGGGCAUUUUAAUCGAAAGCCUCACCAUCAACUGUAAAGGUGAUUUGUGGGAUAAUAAUGUGCCUGAGGAAGUUGUCUUUCCUUAAUAACUAAUUGAGAAUGUUCUCAUAAAGUUCAUACCAUUUCAUUUCUCUUUUUACACAGACUUUUAAUCAGUUGAUUUCUGCUGCAAGGGCACAGUUAUCAAUAUGUAAUGACUAAGCUGUUUUUGAAGCACAUUUAUGUGAUGAUUUGUCAACGUGUUUUACUGAAUAACAAUAAUUUUAAACAAUAUGAUAAUGGUUGGUGAAUAAUUUGACUUGUAAGUUAUAUUAAUAAAAAAUAAAAUAAUCAGUUGUGUUGAUCUGUCUUGAUGCUGUCGUUAACCAGCUUGAAUUGAUUUUCAGACACAAUAAAGAAGCAACACUGCUAAAGGUCCAGUAUUAAGAACAUGCAUUACCACUUUGAUGAGAAAUGUACUGGAGGAAAUGUACAUACUCAUAUAAGUAAAAAAAAAAAAUUAAGGAAAAAAGGUCAA
Molecule: messenger RNA, 4534 nt
Organism: Toxotes jaculatrix (banded archerfish)
Lineage: Eukaryota; Metazoa; Chordata; Actinopteri; Toxotidae
Gene: acox1
Product: acyl-CoA oxidase 1, palmitoyl
Exons: 14
Coding region: 129-2114 (661 amino acids)
Biological process (GO): lipid homeostasis; very long-chain fatty acid metabolic process; fatty acid beta-oxidation using acyl-CoA oxidase
Cellular component (GO): peroxisome
Molecular function (GO): FAD binding; fatty acid binding
Source: RefSeq, a predicted model, not a curated record